Styela clava is the source of this 1348-nucleotide messenger RNA. Its product is annotated as protein rolling stone-like. The record is from RefSeq and is a predicted model, not a curated record. Lineage: Eukaryota; Metazoa; Chordata; Ascidiacea; Stolidobranchia; Styelidae. Gene Ontology annotation, cellular component: membrane.
CGUUGCUCUGUUUAAAAAUAUUUAUUUUUAUGUAUGACAACAUCUAGAAUUUGCUUAAUCCCCAAAUGAGUAAAUUUUAUUUGAGAUUCAAUUUUCUAAGAUGGCGACCAGCUGUGGUUAUGAAUUCAAGUUGAAACACUUUGGAUUUGAUGAUUGCACAAAGAGAGAGUUCUACCUAUCACAGUGGGGUCGUUCGAAGAUCAUUUUCAUUGUCUACCGGAUCAUUCUGUUUCUAUACUGGACGGGAUGGGUUAUCUUCGGAACGAUCGAAUACUCGGGACACGAAAGAGGUUGGGCAUACUACGUUUUCCUCUCCCACUGGGACGAAUGGCUGAUGGUCUUCAAUUUUGGAAUAUCAUUGUCUGUUGCAAUAUAUGGAUACUCUCAAUUAGACGAACAUGAUUCAGGUGGUCUUCGCUGGUUCCAUAAAUUAUCAUGGGCAACUCGGUCUGUCAGCACCACCGUUGCUUACGUAGUCACCAUCUUAUUCUGGGCUUUGGUGAAAACAACGGCGAAGGCUUCAACCGCAGUCAACAUACAUCGCCACGCACUGAACGCGGUGUUCGUCACAGUCGAUCUUUUUGUGAGCAGAGUCCCAGUCAGGCUUCUUCAUUUCGUAUAUCCAAUGCUAAUAGGAAUAACCUAUGUUUUAUUCACAUACAUAAUUCAUGCUGCCGAUGUGAUGUCUUCUUUCUAUAGAAACGCUCUAGACUGGGAAAAAGUGCCGGUAACUUCAAUCGUUCUUUGCAUCCUGGCUGUUUUGGUCGCAGUUCCGUUGCUACACAGUUUGACCUUUGGCAUGUACCACUUGAGGGCGUUUAUUGCCAGGCGCAUAGCAACCAGUAGUCAAAUCAAAGAACUAACUGGAACCUCAAAUCAAGCUUUUGAAACUGAAGUUAUAUAGAAGAUAUUGGAUAAAUUAUUACUAUAACAGUCGUUCUACAUUAUAAGUUAAAGCAACAUUCAGUCACUAGUCAAUAGUUUAUAUUUUCACGUACCGAAAAAACGAAAGUGUACAAAAUAAUGGAUUUGAGAGUGAAUAGCGACGCGAUGAACUAGUAACGGUUAUCCAGCAGCGUCACUUAUGUGGGAGUCUAACAUUGAAUCAUACAAAGAAAAAAAAGUCGAACAAUAUUUACUAACAGAAGCCUGCCUUUUAAGUACGUUUAAGCGUUUACUGGUGUUUCUCCAGGCAUGACUGGCGUUGCAACGAAAAACAAUUCACCUAACGAACAUUAGGACGCUGAACAUUGAGUACUUAUGAGUAGGGCUGGGCAUUUCGAAUCGAAUUAUAAAUUAUUCGAAUCAGUUUAAAGCUAAAUUUCGAAUUGCCGCCAUCUUGUUUUUA